UUUUUCCUAAAAUCUAUUCCAUCAAAAAGAUGAAGCGUCUUACUAAGGAAGUUCUAAAGGCUCAUGACCAGAACCAGGUAGCUCCUCUUCUAGAGGUUACUCAGAAGUUAGCUUCUAAGAAGGGAAGAAAAAUAGUGAAAAACCUUUAGAAAGAUUCUAAAUCUCGGAUCUACCGAUAAAGUAGAAGUCUUUGUACGGGUAAAACCUAAGGGCUGGAAGGCUGCAGGAGCAGCCCCCAAGCCCUUAGUUCCUAAACGUGAAAAAACUUCUGAAUUUGUGCAGAAAAUCAGGUAUUAUGAUAUCCAAAUUACAAGUUUUGCCCAUCUCGAUAAUAAAGAAUGGGUCAAUGAUGAGGUAAUUAACUGUAUGGUCAAGCUCCUUCAGAUUACCCCGAUAAAGAUCUUCAGAGAAGAAGAGAGAAGGAAUGUAGAGUCUUCCAUUGUAGUAGAAAGCCUCGUAUUUGAACGUAUUAAGCUAUAUGGAAGGGAUGAAGAAUGGAAUAAAAUUGAUGAAAUUUUUGAAGCUAGAGCAAGAAAACAAGCAAAGGAAAAUAUUAAUACAAUCAUUAUGCCUGUUCAUUGUGAUGAAAGUCACUGGGUCCUAGUUUUAAUCAAGAUCGAAGAUACAGAAAUCAAGGUCUAUGAUAGUAACCAAUGAGAAGAAUCAAAAGAUAUUGAGCAUGCAAUGCCUAUGCUUAAGAAAUAUUGAGAGAAUAGCAAGUGGAUUAAUUUAGAUAAAGGUAAAGAAUUUGAAAUAAGAACGGAUAUUCAGUGUCCCCAACAAAAGAACUCAUUUGACUGUGGCGUCUACGUAUGUUAUUUCAUGUACCAUCUUUACAGGUCUUCUUUACUUCAAUCAAAGAUUCCCUCAGACUCAAAAGCUAAGAGGAGGACUUUAAAAAAGGCUUUGCUAGAGGCUGAUCUUGAUCUCCUUAGGACAGCCUAGUCUAAUGCAAAAACUAAUUUUUAUAUAUUCAUACAUUAGCUAUCUUUA
This is a messenger RNA of Moneuplotes crassus, 993 nucleotides long. NCBI's taxonomy places the organism in Eukaryota, Ciliophora, Spirotrichea, Euplotida, Euplotidae. The record is from the annotation of a GenBank genome assembly.